CUCUUCCUCCGCCGCCGCCGCGUGAAGCGAAGUUCCCGGGCCGCGACCCCCGCGCUUGCCAUGAGGAGCCCCGAGGACCUGGAGGGCUUCGACGGCGAGGCGUCCAGCACCUCCAUGAUCUCCGGCGCCAGCAGCCCCUACCAGCCCACCACCGAGCCCGUCAGUCAGCGCCAUGGGCUGCGCGGCCUCCGCUGCGAUCCCGACUACCUGCGCGGCCCCUUCGGCCGCCUCAAGAUCGCCCAGGUGGUUUUGGCUUUGAUUUCCUUCAUCUGUAUAGAGACCAUCAUGGAAUGUUCCCCUUGUGAAGGACUUUAUUUCUUUGAAUUUGUCAGCUGUAGUGCAUCAGUAGUUACUGGAGUUCUAUUGCUUAUGUUCAGUCUAAAUCUCCAGGCAAGGAUACCACAGAUCAACUGGAACAUUACAGAUUUGGUCAAUACUGGAAUCUGCACUUUCUUCUUCUUCAUUGCAUCUGUAGUACUUGCAGCUUUAAACCAUAAAAAAGGUGCAGAAAUUGCAGCUGUGAUAUUUGGGUUUUUGGCCACUGCAGUCUAUGCUGUGAAUUCAUUUUUAGCAGUUAAAAACUGGAGAGAUGCCAAUAGACAGCCAAACACACGACAGACCAGUGACUAUAUGCGUGCUCGGACAGAAUCCAGAGAAGUAGAUAAUCGCCCAGAGAUUCAACGUCUGGAUGGGUGAAAAAGGGAAUUCCCCGAAGAUUUUAAAAAAGCCUGCGGACUUUUUUUUUUAAAUAAAAAAGAAAAGAAGAUGCUGAUAAUAGUUUUUACAGGCAAUAAAGGAGAAUGUGAUGGCCAAGAGCACCUGCAUGUACAAAGAGAAGGAGGCAGAUUAAGAAGCAAUUAUACGAAGCCUAUAAUGACAAUUACAAUUUUUUUUUGCCCAUAAAUAUGGAGAAUGGGAAUACAAUAGAGUGGAGAAGGUGGUGCAUAUUUUUAACAUCCAGAUGAAAAAUUAGAAUUAAUGCUAGCAAUAGAUUGUACUUUUGAAACAUAAUUUUGAUGUUUGGCAUCAUGCACUGAGGUGAAAGAUAGCAAGAAUAUAAAUUGGGUAUUGGAUUAUGAAACUGCUGCAUACAUUUCCUAACAAGUUUGCCAGGAUACUUUUGAUCUUGCCCUCCUACAGUUUCAUUGGGUCUCUACGACAGGCAGCCAGCUAUAUCAGACUUUUAGCUGGAGGAUCAGGUAACAUUAACUAAGGAUUUUGAGUACAAAGAAAACACCAAGCACACUCCAUUUGUGUCUACAAUUUAGAUACGACCUGGUAUUUAAUACCAUCAUCUGUUAACAUUCAUUCUCUUUUCUACUUUGAAAGAAAUACAAAGUUGAUGUUGGGGUUGUUUAUCUAAAUAUGUAGACAGUGAAACUUUUUUCCUUAUAUGUUCAGCUACAGGAAAACCUCAUUGUGGUCAGGGUUUAAGAACAUUUGUUUUGUGUCCAUGGAUUGCAGUGUUUCUGAAAUGGUGUAAUUAUCCUGAGAACUUAAUUGGUUUGGCUGCAAAUUUUUAUUGUCCCAAUUAGAGUGAUACAUAAGUUAGGCUGUUAUUUAGUUGGAGGUACUUAAAUAGUGACUUUCUUGGUGUCAGAUCAGGUAUACAAAAUGUUUGAAAUACUGUCUACAGAUUAAGACUUAUUUUUGUCAGUGAACAUAGCCAGGAUAACAAUUAUAUGGUUUGUUUAGUUUACGUACCAUUUUAUAUAACUCCAGUUUUCUCUCCAUCUUUCCUGAAAGGGACAAUAAUGCAUUCUUGUUGGUCAGGAAUUUGGAACCAGUAAUUAGGUUCUCUGUAGCCUUAUGCUUUGUGUCCCUUGCAUCCAGUGUUUAAUGGCUACCACAAGAUUAAUACAGCAUGUAAGUCAAUAGAAUUUGAUACCCAUUUGUCCAAAUGUCUGAAAGGUUUCCUUAAUUAUCAUGUAGGUCAGCCUUCUCUAAUCUGAUGCCUUCCAGAUGAUUUGGACUCAUUAUCCCUGAUAAUUGGCUAUAGUAGGUAGAGCUGAUGGGAGUUGUAAUCCAAAACAGCAGGAGGAUAUACUUUGGGGGAACCCUAGUAUAAGUUCUCUCUCUCCUAGCCCAUUCAGUGCUUGGUUAUACUUGGUAAGGCCAGAAGAUAGAAUUGUAAGGUUUACUGAAUGUUGUAAGAUGUGUGUUUCCUGUAUGGAUGGUGUUGUGGAUCUUUCAUACUUAUUGCAGAGAUACCUACAUUCUCUUAAAACUUAUCUGCACUCCUAAUUCCAUUACCUUUAGCUUUCUUAUGUGAAUAAAAAGGCUCUAACAAAGAGUCUGGCAGCCACAUGGUGAUACGUGGGAUCUCAGCAUCAGUGUUUGUGAAGAAUCCUAAUAACCAUCUUAAUUUAAAAAAAAAGUCCUUGAACUAUGGAAAUGGAUAGGCUUUCCUAGAAAGUGAGGUGAAUGCAGAGAAAUCUAGCCUUCUGCAUAAAUUGUGUGGGUGCACACAUACAGUAAGCAUGAUUUGUUGAAGAAUAUGGUUUCCGUAAGGUUUUACAGAUUAUGUGCAGUUCUGGUAACACCUAGAAAAGCUUGGAUGGUUCAGUAUGUUCUUUAAAAUAUGGUUAAAAAAAUAAUUUUGCUCUAUUGUACAAUCAUGACUGAGAGCUGACAUGUUCUAUAGCUCCUCAGAUUGGCUGCAGUGUGGCACAAUGAAUGAACAGAAAUCUGCUCAUUACCAAGAUGGGUACAUAGUUUAGUGUGCCAAACACACCUCAUUUAUUCCAGAGAAGGUACUCUCUAUAUUAGGCUUGACACCUUUCAUUGUGGAAUAUGCUAACAGGAUAAUCCUCUUAAAACUGCUUGCUAAGCAUUUAAUUAAAAUGUAGAUGUUCAAGUGACUGCCCUUGGUGACUAUGUAUAGAAAAACUUUUUAGUACUGAUCCCAGAAUCUUUUGACACACUUUCACACUGAUUUUUGGCUUUUUGGAUGAGAACUUCAUUCAGAAUUGUGUAAUGGGACAUUACACUGCCAAGGUUGAUUUACACAACAUGACAAGAAUGUAUUCACAUUGUCUGAUUUUUAAAAAGUUGCCUGAAUACUGUUGCUAUGGUUCUACAAUAACCUAGUGACCUUAAUGGAUUUUGUGAGCUAUGAUGAGUUAGCUUGGAAACAGUUUGCAUUUAUUUUCUCAUUUGGGUUCCUACAAACUAUUACUUUUUCCUUUUGGACUGUUUGCAGAGCAAGUUUGUUGGUGAUGUCUUUAGAAGUACCCUUGGUUUCUUGUUUCUUGUUUAAUGAUGCUUCCAGUUCUGAAUAUGAUGGGGUUGAAUUUCUUAAUUUUAUACUGGCAUUAUGGACAGUAGCUAUUGGAGUGUGUGUGUGUGUGUGAGUGACCUUAUAAAUAUUCUGAAAUGUUAGUUAAUGCAGGAUUAUCCAGCAUGUUAUCCUUCAGAUGAAUUGAUUCUUCCUUGUUCCCAGCAUUAGUCAUGUUCUUCUGAAUAAUGGAAGCUGUAGGCCAUGACAUUCAAAAUGCUUUUUAAAAAGGGGCUUUCUGAAAAAUUAUCUUUAUACGUUCAAGUGAAUGCAAACUUCUAAUUUGUGCUUCAAAAAGAUUGGGACCAAAUUGUUUAGACUGGAAACCUGAGUAUGGUUUGGCAUGAAGGUGGUCAUUUAUUAUAAAAAGAGGUGGUUUAGUUCAUGGUAUCCUUUGAUAAUAUGAAAUGAAGACAUCCUGAAAAGUAGUUUUGACUGGCCAAUGUUAGGAUGCUUUGGCUGUAAACUAACUUCCUGCAACAUUUGUGACUGUAGUGAAGCUUUGUCUUUAAGUGAAUCCUUUGGAAAGGGCAAGACAUAAUCUUAGAUGAAAAGGGCAGGAUCUCCAGAGUCAUGUGCAUAAUUCCACAUGUAUGAGAAAUCUUUGGUAUUUAUUCAAGCUGUAUGGUAAACUGCUUUUGAAACAAGAGCUAAAACCAGCUUGAAUUAUGACCUGCUGGUGGAGCAAUUGCUGUUCAAAAAAGUAAGCAAAACACGUGAUGUUGUAUAGGAAUUUAGUUUUUCUCUCAGGAGAUGGUAAGUAAAGGAAGUAAUUGGAGGAAAAUGCAGGAAAGUUUUAAGUCAAAGAUGUUGCCUGGAUUCCCCUUUGCUCCAGCCAGUAAAAUUCUGUAAAUUAAUUUUAUAUGAUACGAAAUGGCAAGAACUUACAAAUGGCAGAAUAUGUUUUUAAAAGCCUUUAAAAUUCAGCUUGUGGCCUAAUUCUAAAUUACUUAAUUGAGUAAACUGAUUUAGCCCUUUCUCUUUGUUCUGCUGCUAAAUAUAUGAGGUUGAAUGAAAAGUAAUGCCUCCACCUCCAUAACUUUAGUUUGAAGAGCGAUGUUUUAAUAAAUGAAACAGAAAAUAAUCCUUGAUUAUUUUGAUUCCUUCAAUUAUGAGAAGAAGUCACAUGGCACCAAGUCUGGACUGUGUGGUGGAUGGGGUAAAAUGCUGAGAUUCAACUUCACAAUUGCCUUUUGGGUGGUUCGUGAGGUAUGAAGCAUAGCAUUGUUACGUUGCAGCAAAUUUCCUUAUUGUGUUUACAAGCCCUGCUUAAUUAUUGUUUCAAGUUUUGAGUUUUGCAAUGUAGGGCUCAGUUAACAGCACCACCAGGUUCAAGGAAAUUUAUGUGAAUGACACCAUUUGCGUUCUCAAAAACAGUAACCAUGGGUUUUCUUGCUGAAGAUGAACCUUUGUAUCAGCCCUUUGAAGUAGGCUUGGUCAGGAAACAGAUACCACAAGAAAUACUAGUCCUCUGCUUUAUUGAUAGAGGUUAUAGUAACAGAAUCUUGAAAACCUGACAGCAUUUCCCCUUUGCUCCCUCUUACAUCAAAGAGAGUCAAGAUAGGACAAUUUUUAGUUUCUUUCUCAUCCUUUCUUGUUUUUCUAGGCUAAACUCUACUAACAGUCACCCCAUACCUUCUCCAAUAUAAUUUCUGUGCUCCUCUACACUUUGAGAUGGCAUUCCAUAGAUAGUGAUGUUUAGUUUCUGGGUGACAAUUAUGAGCCCAUGUUUCAUCGGCUGUCACAAUGCUGUGAAGAAAUUCCUCACCUUCAUUCUCAUAGUGUGACAACCAAAUUUCAAGUUCUUUCAUUUCUGCCAUCAGUAAGCAAGAAACCCAUCAUGGACAAACCUAAUGAUACUGGAGAAUAUCAAUAAUGUGACCUACUAUACAUGAUCCUGUGAAAUGCCAAGGUUGACAGCAAUUUCAGUUUGAUCUGCUGAUUGUUCUUAAUAGUUCAUCAACUUUUCUUAUAUGACACCCUUGCGGUCACAAAUUGUGCACUUCAUUCUUGUUUAUUUAUAUAUAUCAUAUUUAGUCCUUUGUUCAUACAAGUGAGCUCUUCCCAGUUCAUCUUCUUUACAUUUUUUUUGCCCAGUGACAAACAGUACUUGGGUCAACAUAGUCAUCACCAUAAAGGACUUGCAUUUGGCAGUGAAUUUCAGUUGUGGGGACUCCUUUGGCAGGCAAAAAUUCAAUCAAUGCGUUGCUUAAAGAGCACUGACCAGUUCCCAUUGCAAGCUUCCAUUUCAUGAACAAUAGCAACACAACUUUUUAUCACAGUAAUUUGCCACCAAUUGAAGUGGAAGAUACUAAACAAUAAAUUUCUACUAUGUAGGUAGUGCCAUCUGUUAGGAACUUACCAUUGAAUGCACUUCUUUUCAUUCAAUGCUUUAAUUUAAGUAGGAACCCAUCCUCUGUAACAUGCAUUGCAGCUGUGUUUAGGAAUAUGAAUAUAAUGUAUACAAAAGAGACACUCAAUUAAAAGAAUAGACAUUUUAAAGUUAUAGUGUAGAAGAGAGGUGCAUUAAAUUGCCUUGGGAGGCUUAAAUACCAAAUUUGUCUUUGCUGUUAUCCGAUAUGAUGAGCAUUGGAAGUCUCUCUCUCUCUCUGUGUAUAUAAAAAUCUAUUAUAGCUGUAUUAAUUCAUGAGGGCAAAAUCCCUAAUCCACAAAUUAGUAAGAGGACCAACACUUAUCUGGAAAUCUUUGUCAAACAAUAUUACAGAAGCAAAUAUAGAGAAGAAGUAAUGUUUGUAUAUCCCAGUAUAGUAAUUAUGUUUUCAUUCCAUGUGAUCAACAGUUCAACUAAAUUGUCGGUAUUAGAACUGCAUUAGGACUGUACCCCACCACAACUUUGUCAGGAGAAGCAACAUAACCUUUAUUUGUUUUCUAAAGCUCCUGAUGAGUAAACACAUUUAGAUACCACAUUCCAUCUUGGAUGGAAAUUGGAAAUUAUUUACCUAGGUUACGUAUCUCUGGCAAUAUCAAGUAAUGUUUAAAAAAAUAUGAUUAAUGUUCUGGAAGGAUGGCCAUAUACUUUUUAGCAAUGACUAGGGCUUAAUUGGCUCUUUCCCAUUUUAAGAAUGUGUGGUUUUAAACUAGGAAAAAGACAGUUGAGGUUUAAAAAACAGUACUCUUUAAUUUUUAUGAGACAGAACUUUGCAUUUUCAGUGUUAAUUACCCAUGCUUUUCAUGGAAAAAGUUGCUCAGUUUAUUUUAAUGGCUGUUGUCAGGUUUUAUUCUGUAGUUAAUUGUGAAGAUGUAAGGACCCAAGGCAGCAUCCAGAUCAUUACAGUUGUGGCUUACAGUAUUUAGCUAAGGCUUGUCUUUACAGCCAUGCUAAUAACCUGUAGAUGAAAACUAAGAAGUUGGAGUGAAACCUAUUCCUAUCCCUUCUCCUGACAGCUGCAAUUGAUUUUGGAAAAUACAGUUCACUUCUGUAGUAAUUUAAUUCAUAUGGCUUCUGAGCCACAGAAAUAAAUGGGUAGAAGGGAAUAAUGUUUUAAAAAUCAUAUUUCUAGUAAGCUAAUGUUUUGGAGUGGUUUUGCCUUAUUUACAAUAUUGAUUUGAUACUAGAAAGGGUGCAACUGAAAACAAAAUCCCUAUUUCUGGUUCCCCUUGAUUAGAAAGCUGCUUCCCUUGUUAAACUGCCUGGCCCUAUAUACAAGCUGUGAGUGGGCAGUUCUGCCAGCAAGUCAUUCAUUUUUCUUAAGCUUCAGUCCCUUCCAAGAAUCUUCUCCCUAGAUUGAGGGCCAUUUGCAUGUGCUGAGAACAACUCCAGAAUACUCAGCCAGCAUGGUCAACAUAUCAGAAAGAAACCAAGAUAGGGAAAGCUGAGGUAGCUACUUAAAUGAAUUCAGUGAUGUUUGAUUUGGGAUAAAAUAAGAUAAAAGUAUCUUAAGAAUGCAUUGUGUUCUAUCUCAUUUCUGUCAAGAAGUCUUCUAUUGUGGAGUAUAAGAACCCUAAGUAAAAGUACUGUAAACAGAGCCUGUUUAGAGGUAGAAUAACUCAGACUGUAAGAAAUCCUUUAAAUUUUAUUACGUAUUAUCUCUGUUCAUAUUUGGGACUGGAAUAUAUAUGGGUACUCCUGGACAUCUAUGCAUUGCUGUUAGAGCACUUUGGGAUGAAAAAGUGCAGAUCAUGUCAGGAAGUGAGCGUCUUGAUUUGGUCUCCUGUUUUAGUGACUCUGAUAAUUGCAUAUACUUACUCAACCUAGAAUAAAAGAUGCACUUAAAUUGUCUUCUGUGGAUAAUUGUCUUCUGCAUUAUUAUGGAUAGAACCUAUUUGUAUAUAUUGAAGUUUAUGAAAUUGAGAUAUAAUACGAUAAUGAGAUGGUAAACUGUAUAUUUAUUGUUCAUUGUAUUUUCCCAGUUUGGCUAGGGUGCCUUUGUAUGAAUAUCAUUUGUGUGUGAAUGGCAUUAACACUUCUCAGAGAUCCUUCAUACAAACACUAUUUUUAUAACCAUGAAUUGCUAAACACACUGUACUUUUUAUUUUUAGUUCUGUUAAACACCAGUUUUAAUGGAUUCCUCAGGCUUCUUUAUAGCCUCCGCUUUCCUGGUAGAAGUUGAAAAAUACACCCCAUUGCAUUGCCAUGACCAAAAUCUAAUCUUUUUAGCAUGCAAUGUAAGCCUUUUGGCAGGUCUAGAGAAUUUGUAUUAAGAAUGAUGUGGAUUUUGGUUGACGGGGACCAAGUUGAAACAGGCAGCAAAGAUGCAAUUCUCAGUUCCUGAGGCAGCCCAAGUGAUAUUAUGAAACGAGCACCAGUAGGUAGAGAGAGAAUUUCUUCCUUAAUUUAAAAUGCUUUCAAAUAUACACCACAGUUGCACUUGAUUUUUUUAGAGGAACCUUCUGAAAAACAGAGUAUUGGAUUGUUUCAAUACCCACUCCAAUGUGUGAUGAUCUAUCCCUAUUCUUUUAUUCAUUGGCAUUGUGUUCUAGACCAGUUUCACAAAUCAAGCUCUUGUGACCAAAAAUAUUCUCUAAAUUGGCUGUCUUACAUGAUGUGACAUUUCUGACCCAUGUAUUUCCAUCUCAGAAAUCAAAAGAGGAUUUAUUUUCCAACACUGACUUACUAUAUGCAUUAAAACCAGAAAGUUGCUAUUGUAGCCUUCCUUCUGAACUCCAGUUUCAGUUAGAAACAAUGACAGGAAGCUCAAAAUUACUUGUAAAAAUUCUGUUAGUUAAUAAGAUUUUCAGUUAGCCAGUACUUUGGUUAAAGACAAUGACUUCAGUUUUCUCAUUUCUUUCCAGUGUGAAACUAUAUUUAAAGUAUCAUCUAAAUUAUUGGAUGUUGUGAAAUAAACAUUCCUACUAAGAACAGAAAGGGUUAGGAAGGCUUGGUUAUAUAGCAUGAAACACUAUUAGAAUCAAGUCCCAUGGACUUAAAUGGUUUUUCCCCCAAACAACUAUUGCAAUCAUAUGCUUAGAGCUACCAUACCAGCAGUUUGUACAAAAAAAUAAUGUAAGGUUCUUUAACGCUGUGGAUUUAAGUUAAGGUAAAUAUAAUUAGAACUAAAGCUUGAACAUGGUUUCAGUUACAAACUUGGUACAAGCCCUGGUGCUGAUGAGAUGAAUCAGCUUUAAACCAAGGACUUCCAGUGUAACCUAUACUGUAUCAGAAUAGUUAGUUUUCAAAGUUUUAUUUAGCAGAAAAUCACAACAUCCCUUCACUAAGAAAAUCUGCUCUCAGGAUCAUGUGGCUAGCACAGUAUUUUCCAUCAGAAUCUUUUACUUUGCUGUCUAGAUCAGUGUUUCUCGACCUUGGCCACUUGACGAUGUGUGGACUUCAACUCCCAGAAUUCCCCAGCCAGCCAUGCUGGGAGUUGAAGUCCACACAUCGUCGAGAGGCCAAGGUCGAGAAACACUGGUCUAGAUUAACAUCACAUACUGAGCACUGCAGUACUGGGAACAUUUUCCAAUAUGGUCAACACAGGCUUGAUCAGAAACAUUAUUUGAAUGGCCUGGGAUGGACCUACAUUGCUCGACCAACAUGGUUUCAUACCUUCUAAUUACAAAUAGUUCAGAAGCUGCUAUCAGGCUGCUUCAAGAACACAUGAAUGAACUGGUGACUAUCAGUGCACCUGCGUAGUCUAAAUGUUGAUAAUUCGAUUGGCCAGUUCAGGAAUCUGGUAGUUGUAAUUUAGAUUUCAUCAGCAUAGUAAAUGUGGAUGGCAAGCAGUGCAGUCUGUAGUAAUCCAUUAGUCCAGUGUUUCUCCACCUCAGCAACUCUAAGCUGGCUGAGGAAUUCUGGGGGUUGAAGUCCGCUCAUCUUAAAAGUUGCUGAGGUGGAGAAACACUGCAUUAGUCACCCCAGAGCAGAGUUAACCAUAUUCCACAAGGCUCCUGUGGUUUCAGACAAUCUGUAUGGCCUUUUGCUUUAGUACCAAGAAAAAAACUUGAGUGCAGAAAAAGUUUCUCCCUGCACAAAAAUACUCUCCGACAUUCUAUAUAUGAGGAAUUCUAUUUGUUCUGUAAGAUAUAUAACCAUUCCAAAUGCUCAUGAAGACAAAUAGCAGUUGUAUGCCAUGCACUUUUAAUUUUCAACAUUACUCUACAUUUAUAAAAUUCAAGAUGAAGGACUGUAAUGAUUUUUACUCAAUGGAAGGCAAUCACCAAAUUGCUGCUUGGUCAGUUGUUUUUAAAUUUAUUCUUAUGUGGUGUAUUUUUAUCAGUUUUUGCUUUGUAUAUUGGCAUGAUUUAUUCUGUGUAAUGUACAAUUUAACAUGGCUAUCCUUCUGCCUUUUGAUCUCUACUAUUUUUAACUUUUUUUUUUUUUGGAUACACCAGGAUAUUGAACUCUAUAAAAUUCUCAUGGUACUUCUCUAUUUUCAUUGUGUGUUUUUUUUAAAAAAAAAUCUGUAUUUUUGUAUGUAGGAAAAAUCAUAAGCUUUCUGAGUACUAAUCUCAUAUGGAAUCAUUGUAAAGGAUUUAAUAAAUGGGUAGGAAUAAAAAUCUUCA
Molecule: messenger RNA, 10237 nt
Organism: Candoia aspera
Lineage: Eukaryota; Metazoa; Chordata; Lepidosauria; Squamata; Candoiidae
Gene: CMTM4
Product: CKLF like MARVEL transmembrane domain containing 4
Exons: 4
Coding region: 61-696 (211 amino acids)
Cellular component (GO): membrane
Source: RefSeq, a predicted model, not a curated record